Solanum lycopersicum (tomato) is the source of this 783-nucleotide messenger RNA. The record is from RefSeq and is a predicted model, not a curated record. Lineage: Eukaryota; Viridiplantae; Streptophyta; Magnoliopsida; Solanales; Solanaceae.
CCUCAUUUCACUAUUAGAAAAAGAAAGUUAAAUUAUUUGUUUUGCUUAGUUAAUUCUCUAUAAUAUUGAAAAAUUUCUUUUAUAGUAAUCCAGAUUCGAACGUGAAACCUUUAAUCAAAAAAUCGUACCAUAAAUUCUAUUUAAACACUACUUCCCUUGUUCACUUCACCAUAAAUCAUGAACUCUUCAAUAGUGUCUCAACACUUCUUCAUCUCAUUAAAGAGCUCUUUGGAUCUUCAAUGCUGGAAAUCAUCAUCACCAUCAUCAAUAUCUAUGGGUGAAUUCAAAGGAAUUCAUGAUAAACUUCAAAUUCUAAAGCUGCCUCUAACAAUGUCUGAUCGUGGACUCAGCAAGAUUUCAUGCUCAUUAAGCUUACAAACUGAAAAGCUUCGUUAUGAUAAUGAUGAUAAUGAUGAUCUCGAGCUUCAUGAAGAGCUUAUACCUAAACACAUUGCUUUGAUAAUGGAUGGUAAUAGGAGAUGGGCAAAGGCUAAGGGUUUAGAAGUAUAUGAAGGUCACAAACUUAUUAUUCCAAAAUUAAAAGAGAUUUGUGAUAUUUCUUCUAAAUUGGGAAUACAAGUUAUCACUGCUUUUGCUUUUUCUACUGAAAAUUGGAAACGAUCCAAGGAGGAGGUUGAUUUCUUGAUGCAAUUAUUUGAAGAAUUCUUUAACGAAUUUUUGAGGUUUGGAGUAAGAGUGUCUGUUAUUGGUUGUAAAUCCAACCUUCCAAUGACAUUACAAAAAUGCAUAGCAUUAACAGAAGAGACUACAAAGGGUAACUAA